CUUAAAGCGUUGUGAUUGGCUGACUCAAGUUUAGGUAGUUAGUGGGGAGUUAUUAGUUAAAUAGUCGGUAGGGGUAUUAAGGAGACUACAAUUAAAUUAAAAACCACAACCCUAACCCACGUCUCUUUCUUUUCCCUCCCGCAAACAUCCGAGCUGUCCCGCUGUCUGUUUCUUCUUCCUCCCACAAGCUAGCGAACCGUCUCUCCCGGUUGUCCCUUCUCCGGACGAUGAUUCUCAGUAAGAGUUCUCCGCCGAAGGCAGCUAGCUCCCGCUGCAGUCAUCGUUCAAGUCCGCCAACGCAAAACACAGCUGUCGUUGUCGUCGUCGGUCCAGCUUCCCUCCCGCUGAGAUGUCCGGCAGGUGAUUCUGCUCCCGCUUCUGUUCUACACUGUCGUCGUCUCUGCCAGCUCCCCUUCUCGUCGUCGUUCCAGUCCACCAUUGUCGAUUCCAUCGCCGACGUCGUCGAACCCUGUCCGUGAUAACAUUUCCACUCCCAGUCUACCCCCGUCGUCGAACCCUUAUUUCUCGUCGGUGGCGUUUAAGGUGUUUUUUUUUUGUAUCCAAUAUUUAUUUUGUAUUUGUGGGGUUUUUCGUCGCUGCAUGGGAUUAGGGUUUUGGCGUUGCAUGGGAGUAGUGUGUUUUGCGUUGUCGCUGCACAAUAGUAUUUAUUUUUAAUUUUUUUGGUGACUAUUAUUAAUCACUUCGUGGACGUUCGCAGACUUUUUUGUGUCCAUUGUUAAUCAAUAUGUGCUCGUUCU
Molecule: messenger RNA, 758 nt
Organism: Linum trigynum
Lineage: Eukaryota; Viridiplantae; Streptophyta; Magnoliopsida; Malpighiales; Linaceae
Source: the annotation of a GenBank genome assembly